GGUUGUUUAUGUCGCUCAGGCAAAAUGGUGGACAGGUGGUACGAGCAAUUGGCGUAGAACAGUGUUAAGUCAUUGCCAAAUAAAGAUCCUCGGAUUCCUUAAGAAUAACACCUAUCUCAUAUAAAUUACAAAUUAUAUAUGACUUGGUGCUUCACAUCUUACAAAUAAGUUUCCAGCUCAGGCGAACAAGUUAUUUUCUUUAAAUGGCGGCACAACAACUCCCCCCUGAAGAACUUGUGAGUUAUUUGGCCGAAGAAGGGAAGGAUUACUGUGUAACUCAUGGCAUCGUAAUGGAAGCGAAGGAUUCUUACCAUGCAGUCCAUCAUGCCCCCUUUACUCUUCUUCCAACACCGUUUCCGAAGCGAUUGUUUGCGCAAGCGAAAGAGGUGCAGAAAGAUUUCAACUUGCUGGUUCACAGAGUAAGUCAAGAUCACGAAUUCCUUAAGGGAGCUCUUCAAAGCACCAUUGAAGUUGAUGCAUUCACAGCCAAAAUAUAUGAAAUAUAUGAAAAGACAAGGAAGGAGGGACUUGUACAGCCAAUCUCAUUGGGGAUAUUUCGAUCCGACUACAUGCUGGAUGGUACCAAUGGAUGGUCAGAAAAUCUUACCAUUAAGCAGGUUGAAAUCAACACAAUUGCUUCUUCAUUUGGUGGACUAAGUGCACAGAUGCCAGGGCUUCAUAAUUUCAUUUUAGAUCUUCAGAAUGGUCUGGAACCAAGUAACAAAGAAAGGCUUCCUGAAAAUACCUCUGCUAUUGGUGUGGCUGAAGGAUUUGUGGAUGCCUGGAAACUCUAUGGGAGUGAAAAGGCAGUCGUGAUGAUGGUUGUUAGUGAAAAUGAGAAAAACAGAUUUGAUCAGAGAUGGAUACAGCACCUUAUGAGAGAAAUCCACCCUUCUGCACGUAUGAUAAGAAAAACCUUCAGCGACAUUGGCCAAACAGGGGAACUAAAGGAUGAUAAAUCGCUGAUUGUGGAUGGAUAUGAAGUCGCUGUUGUUUAUUUCAGGGCUGGAUAUGAUCCAGAUAAUUAUAAAUCAGAAGUGGACUGGAACACUCGUCUGAUGAUGGAAAGAUCCAGAGCUAUCAAGUGUCCAUCAGCUGCAAUUCAUCUUGCUGGUACAAAGAAAGUUCAACAGGUGCUAGCUUCACCUGGGGCAUUGGAAAGAUUCAUAUCAGAUGAGGAUAUGUUAAACAGGAUACGUAGAACCUUCACUGGACUCUUUACACUGGAUGAGGGACCUGAAGGAGAUAAAACCGUUCAAAUGGCUCUAGCUGAUCCCGAGAGAUUUGUUUUGAAGCCACAACUAGAAGGAGGAGGGAAUAACAUAUUUGGAGACGACAUUGUCAAGACCCUUACUUCAACAGUUGAUGUGAAGGAAAGAUCCAAAUUCAUUUUGAUGGAAAAAAUCAAACCACCCAUCGUCAAGAACUACAUAGUUCGUGCAGAACUUCCUAAACCAGUCUUAGCUGACGUACUCAGUGAGAUUGGAUGUUUUGGAAUACUUUUAAAUCGUGGUGAUGAAGUGUUAGUGAACAGAGAGGUUGGACAUCUUAUGCGAACCAAAAGCACCGCACAUCAAGAUGGGGGGUUUCUUCAGGACGGGCCAAUCUGGACAGCCCCUAUUUGGUGUAACUUUCGUACCUUACAAUGAGCCAAUCUUGACAUUUCCUAUUAAAUUUAACUGCCUACCAUCAACGGAUCUUUUGUCAGUUACCUCAUAAUAUGAAAUCUAGGUAGUAUUUUCGGUGAAAUUCUUAGUCAUUGUAGGCGUGCCAAAUGAAUGUAAAUAGCCUCUUUUUGAUGUACCUUUUUACCUCUGACGGACCCCUUAUGGUGACUCACCACGGACUCAUGGUGCUUCAAUAGUGGAGAGCACGUCGUGGAAUAUUUCGAGCCUUUAUUUUCUUGAAUUUUUUUUUCCCAGAUUAGGCUACUUGCUCCUUGUGUACAGCUUUGUUCGUUAAUUCACGUGUAGUCAAUAACGUAAAAAAUAGUUCCGUGAUUUUUAGGCUUCAUUAUUUGUCUUCGCCUGUCAGUCAUCUUUCGUUGUAAUGAUUUGUUAUUCUUAAAUUGCUAUUUAGAAAAUGAUUAGUUUGUCGACUGAUAGACCAGUCAAUCAAUUAUAAAACUGAAAACAGUAAGAUUAUGCGUUCAAUUAAAAGAAAAAAUCUUCUACUACUAACCCAGUGUUAAGCGAUAGUAACAGUUCAAAGUAAGUGAAUAAAGGGGUAAGUUUCUAAAGAAA
Molecule: messenger RNA, 2243 nt
Organism: Pocillopora damicornis (cauliflower coral)
Lineage: Eukaryota; Metazoa; Cnidaria; Anthozoa; Scleractinia; Pocilloporidae
Product: glutathione synthetase-like
Biological process (GO): glutathione biosynthetic process
Cellular component (GO): cytosol
Molecular function (GO): ATP binding; glutathione binding; glutathione synthase activity
Source: RefSeq, a predicted model, not a curated record